AUGCACUUUUUCUUCAGUGACCUGUCUCUGGCGAACUUGGGUUACUCCUCAUCUGUCACUCCCAUAGUAACGGCUGGAUUACUCAUUGGAGACAAGGUCGUCCCCUACAAUGCACGUGCCGCUCAAGUGUUCUUUUUUGUAGCCUUUGCAAGUGUGGAGCCUUGCCUUUUGGCCUCAGUGGCUUAUGACUGCUACACAGGAGUAUGCAAGCCCUUGCACAACACCACCACCAUGACAACACAUGUGUGUGCAUGUCUGACCACGGGAUCCUAUGUUUGUAGUUUUCUGAAUGCCUCUUUCCAAGUUGGGGACACAUUCAGUCCUUCUUUAUGCAAGUCCAACACAGUCCAUCACUUUGUCUGUGAUGUUCCAGCUGUCCUGGGUCUCUCUCGCUCUGAUAAACACAUUAGUGAAGUCGUUCUUAUUUUCACCAUGAGCUUUAAUGUCUCUUUUGCUCUUCUGAUUAUAUUGAUUUCCUGUCUAUUAAUAUUUGUAAAUAUCUUGAAGAUGCACUCAGCUCAGGGGCACCGAAAGGCUUUGUCCACCUGUGCUUCCCACCCUACCGCUGUCUCCAUCCUCUGUGGGACUGUCAUCUUCAGGUAA
Molecule: messenger RNA, 603 nt
Organism: Dama dama (fallow deer)
Lineage: Eukaryota; Metazoa; Chordata; Mammalia; Artiodactyla; Cervidae
Product: olfactory receptor 5B2-like
Exons: 1
Coding region: 1-603 (200 amino acids)
Biological process (GO): sensory perception of smell; G protein-coupled receptor signaling pathway
Cellular component (GO): membrane
Molecular function (GO): odorant binding; olfactory receptor activity
Source: RefSeq, a predicted model, not a curated record